Molecule: messenger RNA, 3920 nt
Organism: Teleopsis dalmanni
Lineage: Eukaryota; Metazoa; Arthropoda; Insecta; Diptera; Diopsidae
Gene: Tlk
Product: serine/threonine-protein kinase tousled-like 2
Exons: 8
Coding region: 499-3903 (1134 amino acids)
Biological process (GO): intracellular signal transduction; peptidyl-serine phosphorylation; chromosome segregation
Cellular component (GO): nucleus
Molecular function (GO): ATP binding; protein serine/threonine kinase activity
Source: RefSeq, a predicted model, not a curated record
UCCUUUUACACUAUCGAACCUCUGAACAAAGUGAACGAAGAAUUUUGAAUAAAUUAUAUACACAAAGUGAAAAUACAAAAAGUUUAAUACAUUUGAUAAGUUAAUUAUUUAUCUUUUCUAUAAUAACAAAUUUUUGAAAUAAAAUCAUAAAUAUAAAUUAUGAGAAGUGUGUGAAAUUAAAAAAAUGAAUUUAAUUUAUAUAUUUCGGCCUUUAAAGCCGACGAUGAAACGAUGACGACGUGAAAAAAACGAUUUAUAGCACAAAACAAGGAAAAUGAAAUAAUUUUGAAAAUGAGAAAUUUAUCAAAACUGGAAAUCAAUUUUAAGAUAAUUUAAAAAUAAUCCAUUUUCUCAAUGGAAAAACAUAUUUCAUUGUAUUGUCGUUCUUUCAUUAAACAAUUUGAUAAUAAUGCAAAUUGUGUGCUAAUUGGUGAGGAAUUUAGUAUUAAAUAUAAUAAUAACUUAAUGUGCUGAUAAAAAUCAAAUUUGCAAAAUACAAUGCGGCAUUUAAAAAAGAUGUCCGCGGGGGCUCAAUUGCAUCAUAAUCAGCCGCAACAACAGCAACUAUUGCCACAACAAAUACAACAACAACAAUUGCAAUUGCAGCAACAACAACAGCAAUUUUUUCAAACUGCCGAGGCACAAACUGAUCUUAACCAAACACACAUAUUUGUAAAAUCACGUACAACACAUCAUCAUCAGCAUCAUCAACAUCAUCUCCAACAACCGCAGCUACCUCAUCAGCAGCUGCAAACACAUCAACAACACACGGCACCGCUUCAGCAAGCGCCGAGCGGUGGCCAUAGCAGUAAUCCUGACUCGAAUAUGAGUACUGGUUCAUCACACAGCGAAAAAGAUGUUGGUGACAUGUUAAGCACAGCGGGACUACCAAAUCAAAUCGGAUUAUUGCCAAAUAACGGAGCCCCUGGGGGCAUUAUGAACAGCGGCGGUAUUGGUCAAGAGGGUAACGGUACAGGUAUGAUGGGUGGCGGUGCUGGAGUAAAUAACCAACAACACAACAGUGGUAGUGGUGGGCGUUUAGAAAAAUUGGCACGUACACCUACCGAAAGAAAACGUAAAAGAAAAAUAGCUCCACACGCUGAUGAUAGUGGUGGAGGUGUAGCUGGUAAUGGCGGUAAUGGAGGUAAUACUAUAAACGCCAUCAACAAGGCGACAAAGACUAACAUGGCUUACGGCCCUAACAGUGGCACGCAGUCUCUAAACAAAGGCAAUUUAUCGUUAAAUAUAGGUACACAGCAAGAUCGAUGUAAUAUGCCAGUUGGUGGUAAAAAUGCCCGAUUAUUGCCACCAACUGGAGUGGCUGACAAUAAGAAAAUCAAUGACUAUUUUAAUAAGCAUCAUCCUGGUAACACAAACGCACCCAUGCGACAGCAUACAGGAGGUUCAAAAAGUCCUUCAGCACAGCAACAGUCCCCGCAAGUGCAAACAACUGCCGGCGGCGGGCCUGGCACAUAUCCAAUGUACCCACCUAGUCCUCAAAUGAGUGCAGGAGGCGUGCAAACGCCGACGUCUCAACCCCCGCCCGAAUUUCAUUACAGCAAUGUAGCAAAUAAUUCCAAUAAGCAGCAACGGCAGCAGCAGCAACCUUCCAACUCAAUGGUUCCUCCACCAUCACCUAUGGUAGGCGUAUUGACUUCCAAUUGUUUAGGUGGUAGUGUCGUUAACGCAAAUGCUAUACUUGGUAAUGCUGUAGUAGGUCCUCAACCAUCACCAAUAUCUCAGUCGCAACAACAGCUUCCCGCAACUUCCGUAGCAACAUCCGUUCAGCAAACACUUACUAGCGGAGUUACCUCGCAGCAACUGAGUGCUGUACAGAUCACAUCGUUACAGCAUCAGAGCAUGAUGGCAGGUGUACCACCACCUCCAAUGCAAAAUAGUACCGUAGCUAAAGCCACACAAACGGAUUUAUCUUUCCUUGAAAUACAGGAACGAGAUUCCGAAUUCGAAUCGAGUAAAUCAAAGCUCGAUGAAAUGACAAGACUGUCCGAUGAGCAAAAGUGCCAGAUAAUCGCCCAUCAAAAGCUUAUUGAUCAGCACAAGUCUCAUAUCGCCAAGUGUAUUGAUGUAGUUAAGAAAUUAUUGAAGGAGAAAAGCAGCAUCGAGAAGAAAGAAGCGCGCCAGAAAUGUAUGCAGAAUAGGCUUAGACUGGGCCAGUUUGUAACGCAACGAGUUGGCGCCACAUUCCAGGAAAACUGGACUGAUGGAUACGCCUUCCAGGAGUUAAGUCGUCGGCAAGAAGAGAUCUCUGCCGAACGCGAAGAAAUCGAUAGACAGAAAAAACAGUUAAUGAAAAAGCGACCGGCAGAGUCGGGACGAAAACGGAACAACAAUAACAAUAGUAACCAGCAACAAAAUUCCAAUUCAAAUGAUUCAACGAAUUUGGCUGGAUGCGAUCGUUUAGCUGGAGGUGAUAGCGGAAUUGGCAGCGGUUCCGUCGCUGGUGGUGUAGGAAGUGGUCGUGGGCUAUCACGUUCCAAUUCUACUCAAGCCGGUCAAGCUCAACUCCUUCACAACGGAGGUAGUGGCACAGUUGGUGGCACUGGUGGUGGCGGAGUUGGUGAUCGAUUGUCAGACCGAGGUGGCGGCGGGUCUGGACGUGGUGAUAAUAGUGGCAGUGGUUCCGAUACUGCAACGUUCCUUAAACCAGAUCCUGUCUCUGGUGCAUAUACAGCGCAAGAGUAUUAUGAAUAUGAUGAGAUACUAAAAUUGCGACAGAACGCACUCAAAAAAGAAGAUGCCGACUUGCAAUUAGAGAUGGAAAAAUUAGAAAGAGAAAGAAAUUUACACAUUCGGGAAUUAAAAAGGAUACUCAAUGAAGAUCAAUCUCGUUUCAAUAAUCAUCCAGUGUUGAAUGAAAGAUAUUUGCUGCUAAUGCUACUGGGCAAAGGAGGUUUCUCCGAAGUGCAUAAAGCAUUUGAUUUGAAGGAGCAACGAUAUGUCGCGUGUAAAGUGCAUCAGUUAAAUAAAGAUUGGAAGGAAGACAAAAAAGCCAACUACAUAAAGCAUGCCCUGCGAGAGUAUAACAUCCAUAAGGCUUUGGAUCACCCACGAGUGGUGAAGCUGUAUGAUGUAUUUGAAAUUGAUGCGAAUUCAUUUUGCACUGUACUCGAAUAUUGCGACGGUCACGAUUUGGACUUCUAUCUCAAACAGCAUAAAACCAUACCGGAACGUGAAGCGCGUUCAAUCAUUAUGCAGGUUGUGUCUGCGUUGAAAUAUUUAAAUGAGAUAAAGCCACCUGUCAUUCACUACGAUCUGAAGCCAGGCAAUAUAUUAUUGACUGAAGGCAAUGUAUGUGGCGAAAUAAAAAUUACCGAUUUUGGUUUGUCUAAAGUAAUGGACGAUGAGAACUACAAUCCAGAUCAUGGUAUGGACUUGACAUCGCAAGGCGCAGGAACCUAUUGGUAUUUGCCUCCAGAAUGUUUUGUUGUUGGCAAAAAUCCACCAAAAAUCUCAUCAAAAGUAGAUGUCUGGAGUGUAGGGGUUAUAUUUUAUCAAUGUCUAUAUGGUAAAAAACCAUUCGGCCACAAUCAAUCUCAAGCAACUAUACUUGAAGAGAACACAAUACUCAAAGCAACAGAGGUACAAUUUUCCAAUAAACCGACUGUAUCAAAUGAAGCUAAGAGUUUUAUACGAGGUUGUCUCGCUUAUCGCAAAGAAGAUCGUAUGGAUGUAUUCUCCUUAGCGAGGCAUGAAUAUAUACAACCGCCCGUACCAAAACAUGGACGUGGUCAAUCACUAACACAACAACAACAGCAGCAACAACAACAACAGCAGCAGCAACAACAACAGCAACAAUCUACAACAUCACAAGCCAAUUCAGCAGGACAAACAUCAUUCUCAGCAGGCAUGUUCGGUAACCUAAAUCAGUCAAGCUCAUCCUAGCUGCAAAUAAAACGAAA